AAGUUGUCCAUUUUGAUGUUGGGCCAGGCCUAUCUGGAGACUAUUUAAUGGUAGCUCUGAAAGUGUGAAUCCACCAGUCCAAACGUCCACCAACUCAAAGUUCUUCAACCUCCCCAGUUGAAAAACUUUGCAAGGUGAGAGGCUGAAGGGAUUCUUGGGCAGCCAAAAGAUGGGACUCUCUAUGUACAUCGGCCUCUGUUGCCUUGGAAUAUUGAUCACUAAUCCUUUUUUGGGAGCCAAGGCUGCAUCAUGCAACAGAGACUGGUUGCAGAAACAAGGGAACUGCUACGGAUAUUUUGAUCAGCGACUAAGUUGGGAUGAUGCUGAGCUUGAGUGCCAGAGCUAUGGCCCAGGAUGUCAUCUCGCCUCUAUCCUCAGCUCUCAAGAAUCCUCGCUGGUGUCUGCAUACGUCAAAGACAAACAGGGAUCCUCUAGCCAUGUCUGGAUGGGGCUCCGUGAUAUCUCUGGGAAAAGGCGAUGGAGAUGGGCUGAUGAAUCCACCUACAAUUACAAAGCCUGGAUGGCACACCAGCCAGACAACUCUAGAAAGAUUGAACACUGUGUGGAGCUGACAAAAUUCUCAGGUUUUAAAUUGUGGAACGAUAACUUUUGUGGCAAUCUAAAUGCUUACAUUUGUAAGUACCAACUGUAGAGCCAUCUGGACUACAGCAACUGGGAUGCAACCAGACCCAGCUACAAAACACCUGCAAAUUUGAUCGACACUCUGUUGAUUUUAUUGCCUCUGAAUCGUCCAGAAGGAAAUAUCAGAUCUCCUCCCUUCCCAUCCACAUUUCCCCUUAGAAUAGACAACUACAUCAUUACCCGGUCUUCCUCCCCUUUCUCAAUGGAAAUACAAUGUGAAUAAAUUCUCUGCAGCAUGUAUAUAA
Molecule: messenger RNA, 887 nt
Organism: Pantherophis guttatus
Lineage: Eukaryota; Metazoa; Chordata; Lepidosauria; Squamata; Colubridae
Product: C-type lectin BpLec-like
Source: RefSeq, a predicted model, not a curated record